Molecule: messenger RNA, 869 nt
Organism: Caenorhabditis auriculariae
Lineage: Eukaryota; Metazoa; Nematoda; Chromadorea; Rhabditida; Rhabditidae
Source: the annotation of a GenBank genome assembly
AUGGAGUGGUUCGGUCCGUCUACCAGCGUCAACCUGCACGAGGUCGAUGCUUCUCUGGGGGUCUCCUAUACUCCAGCCCUUCUGAAAUGCAUUUUCCGUCAGCUUACAAAUCCACAGGUUUUUUUUAAAUUAUUUAAUUGUGACUCAUUAAAGUUCACCCUGCUAACUAGUUCUUUGCUUCAGAACUUGACUUGUAAAAAAAAUGCUGCAGUUGCUUUUUUGAUUGUGAACAAGUAUUUGAUGUUUUUAUUGGGAAACUCGGUUUUAAAUUCAAGAAGCUUUAACUCAUAAUCUUUAGUUUGUACGGAUAUGAUGUAUGUCACAUGACAAAGAGCAUUUUUGGUGUGUGAAAAAGCUUCAGAAUUGGUUUACAACAGCUCGAUGUGAUGAUAAAAAGCACUUGGACAUGGUUCAGAAAGGUCCCGAGACGCAAACCUUUUAAUUCAGGCCAGAGCUGCUGUUAGCGCAUCAAAACAUUCUGGCGAGCCUGUGUAAACCAUUUUAUUACGGUUUCCCCAAUCUCAAUUCAUUUCUGGUUACUUUUACUAAAAAAAAAUUUAGGCCGAAAAUCUAGUUCUGUUUACAUUUUCAUUGUAAAUCUUUAAACUUGAUCAAAAAAAUUUACAUAAAGAGGGGGUAAAUUACAUGAUAAUAAUCAAUCUAGGCUCAUGAAAAAAAUAAAUAAUCGUUUGCAGGAUCGGAAUUCUGUCGAACUGUCUUGCCAACGUUUCUGCACAGCCAGUCGCGCCACUCCGUGGAAGUCCGAUGGAGAACUCAAAAUAUUAUUCCCGGUACAUUUUUUUCAAUUUAAUUUUUUUAUAAUUUUUAAAAACUUCAGGUUGGCAGCUACGACGAAGUGGUUUAUGUAA